AUGUCCCAAUCGCGCCAGUCCACCACUUCCCCCAACUUUCCACGCGCCGCCUCACACGAGUCCUCUAAGGAAAAUGUUGCACCUGCGGACGCAGAGGAGUACGAGGCUCAAAGGCGGCAGAUAGAACAGCUGAAAGCCGACCUCGGCACCCUACGCUACACAAUCACCACCGCUGAAGCCGACCAGGAGAUCGCGCGAGUCCAGCAGGAGAAUGAGCUGCGGAAGGCAAGGGCGCUGGCCGAUGACGAGUUCAAGAAAAAGCAAGCUGCAGAGAGUGAGGCGAACGCCGCGCUCAGGCAUGUGGAACGUCUGCAACAAGAACUUCAAGAGCUUCGGGAAACCCACGAUGGCCAGAAGGCUGAAGCGGAGAAGCGCGCAAAGGCAGCUGAAGAUGAGUCCAGGCUUCUCAGGGAGCAAAUAGAGGACCUCAAUGCCGCCAGAGACGAGCAGGCCCGUCUGGAAGAGAGAAAGGUGGCAGAUUUACAAUCACAGAUCCAAACAGCGAGCAAUCAAAUCGCAAAACUAGAGCAGGAUGGCCAAGCGAGGGAGGAGACCCUACGCCAUGUUCAAGAGCAGCUGGCUGGCAAGGAUAAUUCUAUCGGGGAUUUGGAGGCGGAGGUUCUGCGGCUCAAGGCCCACACUGGCGACGCAGAGACCAUGGCAAUUAUACGGCGGGAGCUCUCCGAGCAAGUUCAGCACAUUCGCCAUUUGGAGGCAACGAACGAAAGGCAACUGGCAGAACUUAAACGCCUUCGGCAGACUCACAAGGCCGUGGAAAUCGUCGAGGAGGAGAAGGCCACCCUUUUGAGGAAGCUGGACGCUGCUGAAGACAUGAGGGCAGAAUUGGGCGAAGAGCGAAGGCAGAGAGAACGGUUAGAAGCUGAGCGUCUGGCCUGGGCUGCGUACCUGGAGCACGAGGGCCAGGCUGAAUUCGACUCGCCUGAAGCCAUGGCACGGGCUCUGGUGGAAGAGCGUUUCAACUCUGCCUCUCUCCUAGAGAAGCUCGGCUCUAUUCAGCCCCAGGUUGCAGAGAGGGACUCCCUGAUCAAGGAUCUCGAGGAUGAGAAGGCAAGCCUAGUCAGCCAGAUUGAACAGCUCAAAACGAGUCCAGUCAGUGGCUCAUUCGACAAGGCGCGCCAACGAUUUGAUCGCCAACGCGUCCUCGCCGAAAAGGAGGUCGAAUUUUUGCGGGCACAACUCAAGUCAUACGACAGCGAAGACAUGACGCUCCAGCCCGAAGCAUACGAUGAGACCAAGGCUCAACGAAUCCAAGAGCUUGAAUCGCUUGUCGACAAGUACAAGGCCGAAGUGCACAAUCUGGAAUCCGAGCUCCGAUCAGCCGAAUCCUCCAGCAGCAGCCCUGGAGCGGUUGCGGGCGUGAAACGGCCAUUGCCGACUGAUGACACGGCCGAUUCUCAACAACACAACGAGCAACUGGGCCAACUCGCGCGUAAGAACCGCAAACUCCAGGAUGACUUCUCCUCGCUUGAGACAAAGCACAAAGUCCUCCAAAAAGAGCUGUCUGUUGCGCAGGAGCAGCUCGCGGCCGCAAAACAGUCGAGCAACGUGCGCAUCCUUCAAAUGCGCUCCAACCCGACAGACGACUACCAAGCGGCCAAACAAGCCACCAUCAACGAGCUGCGCAACGAGAACACAGAGCUCCGCCUCCUGGUGCACGACGGCGAAACGAGCAAGUUCCCCGUGGUGCCGGUGUCGACCCUCAUCGCCUUGCAGCGGGACCUGCAGACGGCGCGCGACGAGACCGCCUCGGCGCGCAAGAAGUGCCAGCGCCUCAAGGAGGUGUGGACGGACAAGUCGGCCGAGUUCAAGGAGGCCGUCUUCCAGCUCCUGGGGUGGCACGUGACCUUCAUCCCCAGCAACAAGAUGCGGCUCGAGAGCGUCUACUACCCCAGCGAGACGGACGAGCACGAGCGCUCCAUCGUCUUCGACGGCGAGCGCGGCUCCAUGAAGGUCGGCGGCGGGCCCAAGAGCGCCUUUGCCCUCAAGAUCUCGGACACGCGCAAGUAUUGGGUCACGGAGAAGAACUGCAUACCGGGCUUCUUGGCUGCCCUGACACUCGAGCUGUAUGACGAGGCUGUCAGGGAGGGCAACGACAAGUAG
This is a messenger RNA of Diaporthe amygdali, 2121 nucleotides long. Its product is annotated as spindle assembly checkpoint component mad1. Lineage: Eukaryota; Fungi; Ascomycota; Sordariomycetes; Diaporthales; Diaporthaceae. The transcript has a single exon. Gene Ontology annotation, biological process: attachment of mitotic spindle microtubules to kinetochore; mitotic spindle assembly checkpoint signaling. The record is from RefSeq and is a predicted model, not a curated record. Gene Ontology annotation, cellular component: kinetochore; mitotic spindle; nuclear envelope. The coding region runs from base 1 to 2121 and encodes 706 amino acids.